CUUUCCGCUCCUUCCUCAGGCUCUACAGAGAUCGACGUGGACGAUGGGAAAGACCUUGAUAUUUUUGACAUAAACGAAGAGGCAGGACUGGACUUGGUGGAGGGAGACCUGAUGAUCAGUGAGGCAGAGGGGUGGAACACAAUAAUUGGUGACCAGUACCGCUGGCCCAACACCGUGCCGUACUACCUAGAGGACAGCCUGGAAAUCAAUGCUAAGGGCGUGAUACUGCAGGCGUUUGAGCAGUAUCGGCUGAAAACAUGCAUCGAUUUUAAGCCCUGGAGUGGAGAGACUAAUUACAUCUCUGUCUUUAAAGGCAGCGGCUGUUAUUCCUCUGUGGGGAACCGUCAGGUCGGGAAGCAAGCCCUGUCGAUCGGCACGAACUGCGACCGUUUGGGGACAGUGGAGCACGAGUUUCUGCACGCGCUGGGCUUUUGGCACGAGCAGUCCAGAGCCGACCGAGACGACUACGUGAAAAUUGUGUGGGACAACAUCACGCCUGGUAAGGAGCACAACUUUAACAUGUAUGACGACACGCUAUCGAGUUCGCUUGGCGUGUCCUACGACUACGGUUCCGUGAUGCACUACAGUAAGACGGCCUUCCGCGAUGGCUCCGAUUCCACGAUCGUCACCAAGAUACCGGAAUUCAGCGACGUGAUUGGCCAACGCAUGGAGUUCAGUGAAAACGAUCUUCUGAAACUCAACAGACUUUACAACUGCACACGCUCCUCCACCUUCCUGGACUCCUGCAGUUUCGAGCAGCCUGAUAUCUGUGGGAUGAUCCAGGGGGAGGAGGCGAACUCUGCCUGGCAGCGCGUGAGGAGUGUGCCUGCAGGCCCAAACACAGACUACACCAACAUGGGCAAGUGUGAAGGCUCGGGGUACUUCAUGCAUUUCAGCACGGCCACUGGUAACCAUGGCGACAAGGCUUACCUGGAGAGCCGCAUCCUGUACCCACGACGAGGGUCGCAGUGCCUGCAGUUCUACCUCUACCACAGUGGGGGCGCCACUGACCUCCUCAGCGUCUGGGUCCGCGAGUACGACCAGCAAAACCCCAAAGGAAUCCUGAGACUCAUCAAGAAAAUUAGCGACGGUCCCAAGGACAGCUGGGAGCUCUAUCAUGUGACUCUGGACGUGUCAAAGAAAUUCCGGCUCGUGUUUGAGGGGGUGAAGGGCACAGGUGGGUCCACGGGGGGGCUCUCCCUGGAUGACAUUAACAUGUCGGAGACGCAGUGCCCCCACCACACCUGGCGGAUCAGAAACUUCUCCAACCUCUUAGCCACCACUGCUCCGGGCACCAAGAUCUACAGCCCCCCCUUCCUGUCCCCAGACGGCUACUCCUUCCAGGUCGGCCUCUACGUCAAUGGGAAAUCCUCGAGCCCUGACUCCAUGGCCAUCUACGUCCAUCUGACCUCAGGGCCGCGUGACGACGAGCUCAAAUGGCCGUGUCCAUGGAGACAAGCUACUAUGGCACUCAUGGACCAGAACCCUCACAUCCAGAAACGCAUGAACAACCAGAGGAUGGUGACCACCGACCCGGGGAAGACCACAUCCGACGGGACGGAAUAUUACUGGGACGACCCGCGGAAGGUUGGCAGUUGGGUAACGGACUCAGACGGCAACUCGUACUACCGCGGCCCAGGCUAUGGCACCAGCUCCUUCCUCACUCACAGUCGCCUGAAGAGCCGUGACUUCAUCAAAGGAGAUGACAUCAUCUUCCUCCUCACGCUAGAGGAUGUGUCCAGUCUGCUAGAAACACAGCCUGUACCUUCGAGUCUGUCACCCGGCGACACUAUGGCAACCUCCAUGGCAACAGUGGCUGUGUAUGUUUGUGUUGGGGCAGUCCUGUUCCUGGUUCUUGCUGUGGGUGUGGCGUACUAUGGGAGGAAGCGCUUUAGGAGAGGAGACAGAGAAGACAGUUUAACAGAGCUGGAAGUGACAGCGGAGUGUAAGUAG
This is a messenger RNA of Chanos chanos (milkfish), 1953 nucleotides long. RefSeq names its product meprin A subunit beta a (gene mep1ba). NCBI's taxonomy places the organism in Eukaryota, Metazoa, Chordata, Actinopteri, Gonorynchiformes, Chanidae. Gene Ontology annotation, molecular function: zinc ion binding; protein binding; metalloendopeptidase activity. The annotation marks the transcript as partial. Gene Ontology annotation, cellular component: membrane. The record is from RefSeq and is a predicted model, not a curated record. The transcript has 12 exons. Gene Ontology annotation, biological process: proteolysis.